This is a messenger RNA of Sander lucioperca (pikeperch), 2455 nucleotides long. RefSeq names its product cyclin-dependent kinase inhibitor 1Bb (gene cdkn1bb). The transcript has 3 exons. Bases 358 to 915 code for a protein of 185 amino acids. Gene Ontology annotation, biological process: negative regulation of cell population proliferation; regulation of cell cycle; G1/S transition of mitotic cell cycle. Gene Ontology annotation, cellular component: nucleus; cytoplasm. NCBI's taxonomy places the organism in Eukaryota, Metazoa, Chordata, Actinopteri, Perciformes, Percidae. Gene Ontology annotation, molecular function: cyclin-dependent protein serine/threonine kinase inhibitor activity; protein-folding chaperone binding. The record is from RefSeq and is a predicted model, not a curated record.
CACCUCCCCUCCUCUGAGUCAAACUCCAUUCUCAAUCCCAAGUACAUCUCUAAAUCGCCAUAUUGGGUACUGAGAACGUUUGUCCGCAGUUCCUCUCACUACGGGACGAAUUUGACAGAGCGGCUUCAGUUCCUGGGCACUUUGUUUUGAUGAUCCGCGGAGACUACUUUCGGCUUCAAAACACCGCGGCAGUUACCGUUUCCAGCCCGACGUAUGCAUGGCAUAAGUCGUUUUACGCUUGUUUUGGAUCUUGCUCAGCGACGAGGAGAUACCCGUUGUUUUUGAGCGGUGUGUUUUUCUUUUGAAAACUGGACGCUGUCGGCUGUUUGAAAAUUUUUUGUCUUAAUUUAGUGGGAAAUGUCAGAUGUUCGACUAUCAAACGGGAGCCCGACUUUGGAGCGGACGGACUCCCGGGUGUCGGAUCACCCGAAACCGUCAGCUUGCAGAAGCCUGUUCGGCUCGGUGGAUCACGAAGAGUUAAAGAGGGAUUUAAAGGGACAUUUGCGGGAGAUGGAGGAGGCUGCCUCCGCCAAGUGGGGCUUCGACUUCGCCAAUCACACGCCGCUGGCCAACGGCAGGCUCAAGUGGGAAUUAGUGGAUUGCAGAGACGUCCCGAAUUUCUACAACAAGCAACCGCGGAGGGAGAAGAGCGUCUGCUCUGCUGGGAAUAACAAUGUGGAUCUAAAUGGGAAUCAUAAUUGUGUUGUGGUGGCUCCGAGCGAAGACACCGACAGGUCUGACGCGCAGAUGGAGCGCACGGAACAGUGCACCGGGCUGAGGAAAAGACCUGCAUGUCGCGACCCCUCGGCUCAAAAUAAGAGGUCACACACCAGCUCAGAUGAGGUUACUUGUCCAAGCCUGGGCCACUCUACAGAACACACACCCAGAAAGACCAGUCCCAAGAGGCAAACGUGAGGGCCAGGAACGAGCCGAAGAUGUAUUUCCCCGGUUACGUGGGAAACCUCAGUGUUGGCCGAUUUUGGAAGAGGAACUACACAGCAUCAGAAACAUAUCAACUCUCCUGAAGAUGGGGGAGGACGCUGUUGAAGCACUGAAUAGAAACACUAAAGUUGUGGCACUCAAUUAAAAAGUUACUGCCUCUAAAAGCAGUCAAUGUAGCAGUAUGCAAUUAGGUUUGAUUUCCUUUUUUGCUCCUUUUUUUACUACCUGUGUGUAAAUAAAUAUACAUAUUAUAUUAUAUUUCUCUCCAUAUGUAGCACAUAAGAAAAUAUUAUGAUUUGAACACAAAUCCUUUUAUGUAAAAAAGUGUGAAUUUUUGAUUUGACUUGAAGAAUUGCAGUGUAGUUUGAUACAUGUUUCCAAAAUGCUGUUCUGUUUUUUGUCAUUUUAUUUUCUGAAAAGCAGUGUGACUUUGGCACGGUCCCUAAUUGCUACAUUUAAAACAAAAUCAUGGCUUCUUACAGUUUCUUAACAGUGUAUCUUCACUCCGUCAUCUUCCUAACUCAGCAGUGAAGAAUGGUACAAAUGUAGCUCAUCUGUUUUUUUUUUCUUCCUUUGGUCACUUCAUUGUCACCAAGUGCAGGUUCUUCUAUUAGAUCUAUUUCCCCAGGAAAUCAACACAGACAAAAAAAUAAUUAAUAUUUCUGUUAGGACUUCCUUUACAUCACCUGAUAUUUAUUUUUUGAAAGGUGCUUUUAGCAUCAGUUGAAUCCUGGAAUAUGAUUUUAUUUUUUUUCCAAGUUCUCCUGCACACCUCAGCCACAUGUAAUGGUGUGUUUGAUUUGGAGUUGUGAGGUACUGUGAUAUUGAAGGACAAAGACCAUACAAACUGCACAGCUUGUGUUUUAAAGUCAUCCUCUCCUUGACUUGAUUCCUUUUGUUUCAUCAGCCUUAAUGCUCUUCACAGAGGAGGUAUUCUGAAAAGGGUUGAAUGUCCUACAAUACCAAAAACAUGGUUGCUUCAGUAUGGUUGCCAGCACUGCCUGUGCGCCUUAAUUGACUUCACAUUUUUUUGUGAUAACGUAGAUAUAAAUUUCCAUUUGUUUGUACUUGUUUCACCAAUGUUGUUAGCCUGCUGAGGAUGCAAAUGUGCACAUCACAAGCAUCUAAAAGCUUCCCUUUAUUUGCCUAAAGUGUAGGAUAUAUUCAAAGAGACCAGUGUACAUCUGGAUGGAGAGAGAACAGAAUUGCAGUCACCAUGCCUGUGUAUUUGUGUAAAUCUUUGCAAUGUACCAAUGUACAUAAUUUUGUAAAAACACUGAGAAAUUAUACUAACUUAUUUAUGUCAAGCUUUUUUUUAUGUAGAAUAAAAAAUGGGGUUUUGAUUACGGUUAUCCAAAGUGGCAUUUACUUUAUUAUAAUUGUCUUAUUUUGUUAAAGCAUAUUUUUGGUAGUUUUUUUUCUUAUCAAUAAGGUUGCAAACUGAGCCUGAUAAAAUAUUUGAUGUGCAUUUUGUAAUGUGUGGUUAUAAAAUGUGUUGAAAUCAAUUAAAAGA